UAAGGUUGUGUGUGAGAUCUCUGGGAACAAUCGUGAGCAGAAUGCAUAGACACAUGACUAGAGAGUCCUUCCUCAUCCUCUUCCUCAUCAUCAGCCUGAUGUGGCCCAUACAUUCAGAGAUCUCCAACUGCGUCAUCAAACGUGAGGAGGAGAGAUGCUUGGAGCGAAUCGUCCUGCACGACACAAAAGAUGACGAAAAGUUUGAGUGUCCGUGGGAGUGGGAUGAUCUGACCUGCUGGCAGGCUGCCAGUGUCGGUGAGGUCGUGAAGGUCAACUGUCCCGAGCUCUUCGAGUUUAUGAGUCCAGACGAGGGGCUCGGCAAGAUCAGCAGAAACUGUACAGAGUUCGGUUGGUCUGAACCGUAUCCGCUUUAUGUUGAUGCCUGUAUGAUUGGUGACAACACAACCAAGCCUGACAUGUACUACGCGUCUGUGAAGGCUCUCUACACGGUGGGCUACAGCACAUCUCUGGUGUCUCUGACCGCAGCUAUGGUCAUUCUGUGCCGCUUCAGGAAGCUUCACUGUACCAGGAAUUUCAUCCACAUGAACCUGUUUGUGUCCUUCAUCCUGAGAGCCAUCUCUGUGUUCAUUAAAGAUGGGGUCCUGUACGCAGAGGAGGACAGUGACCACUGCUUUGUUCAUACUGUGGGGUGCAAGGCAGUGAUGGUCUUCUUCCACUACUGUGUGAUGUCAAACUACUUCUGGCUCUUCAUCGAAGGUCUCUAUCUCUUCACACUCCUGGUGGAAACCUUCUUUCCUGAGAGACGCUACUUCUACUGGUACACUAUCAUCGGCUGGGGAACGCCCACCAUUUGUGUGACCAUAUGGGCCGUUCUGCGCCUUCACUUUGAUGAUUCUGGUUGCUGGGACAUGAAUGAUAAUACUGCCCUCUGGUGGGUGAUCAAGGGACCCGUUGUGGCAUCAAUCAUGAUUAAUUUUGUCCUCUUCAUUGGAAUCAUCAUAAUCCUGGUGCAGAAGCUGCAGUCUCCAGACAUUGGCGGGAACGAGUCCAGCAUCUACCUCAGCUGUGCACAGAAAUGCUUCCGUGAGCCCACACAGGCCGCCCAGCAUUCGUGCAGGAUGUCAGAGCUUUCUACCAUCACGCUGCGUCUGGCGCGCUCCACCCUGCUCCUCAUCCCUCUGUUUGGAAUCCACUACACUGUUUUCGCUUUCUCCCCGGAGGAUUUCAGCAAGCGGGAGCGACUGGUCUUUGAGCUGGGCCUAGGCUCCUUCCAGGGGUUUGUGGUGGCCGUGCUGUACUGCUUUCUGAAUGGAGAGUUUCUCCCUAAAGGUGCAGUCGGAGAUAAAGAGGAAAUGGAGGAGUUGGACGGUGAACAGGUACUUUGCUGUGGACCUGAAGCAGCAGCGUCAUCCUUCGCUAGCGAGCAGUGGGGUGAACGGGGGGACGCAGCUGUCCAUCCUCAGCAAGAGCAGCUCACAGAUACGCAUGUCCAGCCCUCUGGCCGAGACGGUCAACCUCAACCUGCCCACCUGAGCGCCUGAUUGACCAGUCCGUCCAUAAGCCCCGCCCUCCAACUCACCUUCUUCACCUGCAGUAGGGCCGACCAAUCACAAUUAGAGAAGAACUAGUGAUUAUUCGUGAAAUCUCUGGAUAGUAUUUAAAGAUUCCAAACAAGAUCUAGAACGUAUCACCCAUUAUCGGUUAGAAACUAUUUGUCCAGGGAAAUAUUUAUAGUGAGCUUAAAAGUUGCUAUUCAGGUUAGGAACCAUAACGCAACUUUUUGAAGGCUUUCUAAUUAAUCUAAUGAGUAAACAACAAUACAAGCAUAAAAGAAUGUUAUUUUUAAUCAAUAAUAAUGCAGAACAGGGGCUGUAUGAUUCACACCGCAAUGCCAAAAUGAGAUCACGGCGAAAAUUAGAGUGAAUUUUCAUAUCGCAUUAAUAUGAGCCAUAGAGAAUGUGAACGGUUGGUGGUUAGAAUGUAGUCAGAGAAACAUCAAUCUAUUAAUUUCUGUUAAACCAACUGCACAUUGCUUUCUAGUUUAAGUGUAAAUCAGUUAUCAGAGAGAGACGGGUUACAUUUUAGUGUUAUGAUAAAAUAUAAUAACAUAAAGUGCCAAAACAUGAAUAUUUAAGUAUUGUUUUAUCUGCAAGCUACUGUGUUUAUCAGAAGUACACUAUAAAAGAAAAUGCACAGACUUCGUGUUGCUCGUUUAAAUGCUGUGUAUUUGAUUAAAUGUUCUCCACCGAGAGAUUGUAAAACAUAUUUUUUUACAAUCAGCCGUAAGUACAGAGUAUGUCAACAAUAUAAAGACUUAUGAAUGACUCAUGAAUUUAGAUUAUAUGUAAAUGUUGUUAUGGGUUUGUGAUUUAGCUUUUGGCCAGCGUUUUCUUAUUGUCAUGCGAAUGAUUUAUAACUACACAGAGCCAAUAUCAGCAAAUCAGGGAUUGUCAAAAAACAGUUCUGUAAACAAUUACCGGUCCAAUGAAGCUAUUCCACAGUUCCCUCUGAUUUAUUCUGAAGUGCCUGAUGGUCACAAAAAAGCUUUGAUGGAUCUACUCUAAACAGCCAGUGCCAUGCAGUAUUGAUUGAAUUAUUAGUCAUUCAGUAGUGUAGAUUGCUUUACAAUCUCUACAUAGUAGGGUUAUAUUCAUUUAUACACCGUAUUAGAGUGCAUAUAGACAUUUCCAGAGCUUUGAGAUGCGCAAAUCAAUGCCAUUAUGUUACUAUCAGGUGCAUUAUAAAUGCUUUUAGAGCUGACAUGUUCAACUGUGGGAGAAAAGAGACAUUUGAGUGAGAUGUUAAAGGGAUAUUUCACCCCAAAAUGUUGAUUCUGUCAUCAUGUCCCACCAAACCUGACUUUUUAAAUGUUUGUACUCUUACAAAGAAAACAUACAGUAUGUCAAGCUCCAAAUUGGCAAAAAGCAUCAUUUUAGUACCAUAAUCAUAUGAAUGACUUUUAUGCUGCUUUUUUUGUCCUUAUUUAGAGCUGGACAACCUGUGAUCACUAUAUUUUGUAUGGUAACAAGGAACGUAUAACAUACAGGUUUGAAAGGACAUGGGGAUGAGUGAAUGAUGACAGAUUUUAAUUUAUUUUUUGAGUGAAUUUUUAAUAGCCUACAGGUAACCCCCACCCCUUUACAAGAACAAUAUCUGAUGUCAAUCUAUGAAUCCAACCAAAUUUACUGUAUCAUCACUGACUGACAAUCAUAAUUAGUUAUUAUCACUCACAUUUUAGUCUACAUGUUUGAUCGCGAGAAUAACGUGCAUCAGUGUACUAAGUGGCAGCAGUCUGUGCUAAAGGUGUUGUUUAUUUCCAGUACAGUAGCCAUUAUUCUCUGCAGUGAGUGUUAAUUCUCUGUAUACGUUAAAGACGCACAUGUGCCAGUAAAUGAUGGAUGUACCAGCACUCUCUCUUUAGUCAACACUUGCGGUCAUAAAGUACCAACGAUGUAUGUAAAACUUCUGUGAUUAUAAACGUGCCAAUUUUGAAAUGCAAUAUGCUUUUGUUGCAGCUCAUAGUUGUCGGUGAAUCACACUGCGGAGUUGAGGUGAUUAUUGAAAUGUACAGUAAAGUGAUGGUCGUCUCGAUCGCGCAGAUCUUUUCAAAAUGUGGAAAAUGUAUACGUUUUUCCUUGGUUGUUAUUUUAAAGCUGAAGUGUGUAAUUUGCGUGCUUCUAAUCAUCAGCAAACGAAAAUGCAUAAAUAAUGACAGAUUUCGAACGCUCCUCAUCUCUCAUUGGCCGGAUAAAUAUAGCCCCGCCCCUCGCGAAAUAAAGAACUUAGAGACAGAUUGCGCUUUUCUUUAAAAAAAAAUAGUAUUUAUGAUGUAAAAUACGUUCUGUACUUAAUAUGCAGAGACAACUAUAAAGUCAUUUGU
Messenger RNA from Sinocyclocheilus anshuiensis, 3841 nucleotides. RefSeq names its product pituitary adenylate cyclase-activating polypeptide type I receptor-like. Gene Ontology annotation, cellular component: plasma membrane. The coding region runs from base 42 to 1502 and encodes 486 amino acids. The transcript is spliced from 14 exons. Gene Ontology annotation, molecular function: vasoactive intestinal polypeptide receptor activity; G protein-coupled peptide receptor activity; peptide hormone binding. The record is from RefSeq and is a predicted model, not a curated record. Gene Ontology annotation, biological process: adenylate cyclase-modulating G protein-coupled receptor signaling pathway; cell surface receptor signaling pathway. Lineage: Eukaryota; Metazoa; Chordata; Actinopteri; Cypriniformes; Cyprinidae.